Molecule: messenger RNA, 2008 nt
Organism: Condylura cristata (star-nosed mole)
Lineage: Eukaryota; Metazoa; Chordata; Mammalia; Eulipotyphla; Talpidae
Gene: LPAR6
Product: lysophosphatidic acid receptor 6
Exons: 1
Coding region: 720-1748 (342 amino acids)
Biological process (GO): positive regulation of Rho protein signal transduction; phospholipase C-activating G protein-coupled receptor signaling pathway
Cellular component (GO): membrane
Molecular function (GO): lysophosphatidic acid receptor activity
Source: RefSeq, a predicted model, not a curated record
AUGUCAUACUACAAAUCUAGCAAGCCUUUCUUCUUUUCAGAGAAAGCCCAGCGCACUAUACAGCUAGCUACGGAGGAAAAAGCCUUGAUUCAGCAAGAGCUAACAUGCUUAGGAAUUUAUUUCAGAACCUUUAAGACUCCUACUUACCACCUUCUGGGAUCUUCUACAAAUACACCAAAAAGGAAAUCUUCACUUAAAAGAAGUAAGAAGAAAUGAGAACAAAUUGGGAAUGUUUAAGUCUCUGAAACUCUGCGAUGAAAAGCAAAAGAAGACUGCUAAACUUUAGUUUAAAAAUUCUGGAAUGUAAAGAAGUUUUAAUUUUAGAAUAUUAAUUUUGACUACUGAAAUAGUUUACCUACUAAGUAGUUUAUAACCAUUUCAAAACAAAGCUUUUCUUUACAUUUAAAAUUCAAUGGAUUGGCUUCAUUAACUACAUUUUUAAAACAUUGCUCUUCAGUUAAACUAAGUCCUGGAUUCACGGAUUUUGUGAAGACAAGAAAAUGAUACUAUUUUCCUUUUGAAGGAACCAAGUGGAAACUACAGCAACAAAUUUCAUGUUUCUUUUGGAGAUUUUGGAGAAAAAGGAGCUAUUUACAAAAGCAAGCAAAAAUCCAAAGGAUCUGCAAACACUGGAAGUUAUAGUUUCCAGAAUCUGAGAAUACCGAAGGAGACUGCAGCUGACCAAAGGACUUCAACACAGUAAACUGGCUGUCUUUAUAAUGGUAAGCAGUAACAGCUCUGACUGCUUUGAUGACUCCUUUAAGUACACUUUGUAUGGGUGCACAUUUAGCAUGGUGUUUGUGCUUGGGUUAAUAUCCAACUGUGCUGCCAUUUAUAUUUUCACAUGUACCCUCAAAAUAAGAAACGAAACUACAACGUACAUGAUUAACUUGGCAAUGUCAGAUUUGCUUUUCGUUUUUACUUUGCCCUUCAGGAUUUUUUACUUUACGACACGAAACUGGCCAUUUGGAGAUUUACUUUGUAAAAUUUCAGUGAUGCUGUUUUAUACUAAUAUGUAUGGAAGUAUUCUGUUCUUAACCUGUAUUAGUGUGGACAGAUUUCUGGCAAUCGUCUAUCCGUUUAAGUCAAAGACUCUAAGAACCAAACGCAACGCAAAAAUUGUUUGCAUUGCUGUGUGGUUUACUGUGGUCGGAGGAAGUGCACCAGCAGUUUUUUUUCAAUCUACCCACCCUCAAGGUAACAUCUCAAACGCCUGCUUUGAAAAUUUCCCUAAAGACACUUGGAAAACUUAUCUCUCACGGAUUGUAAUUUUCAUAGAAAUAGUGGGAUUUUUUAUCCCUUUAAUUUUAAAUGUAACUUGUUCUAGUAUGGUGCUAAGAACUUUAAGUAAACCUGUUACAUUAAGCAGAAGCAAAAUAAACAAAACUAAAAUUUUAAGAAUGAUUUUUGUACAUUUGGUCAUAUUCUGUUUCUGCUUCGUCCCUUACAAUAUCAACCUUAUUUUAUAUUCUCUUAUGAGAACACAGACUUUUGUUAACUGCUCAGUGGCCAAAGCUGUAAGGACCAUGUACCCAAUCACUCUCUGCAUUGCUGUUUUAAACUGUUGCUUUGACCCUAUAGUUUAUUAUUUCACCUCUGAGACGAUUCAGAAUUCAAUAAAAAUGAAAAACUGGUCUACUAGGAGAAGUGACUCCAGAUUUUCUGAAGUUCAAGGCACAGAGAACUUUAUUCAACAUAGCUUACAGACCUUAAAAAAUAAGAUAUUUGACAACGAAUCUACAAUAUAAGCUGACUAAAUAAAACCACUGGGACAGAACCUCCAAGUUCCUCCAACUGUGAAAAUGUUUUUCUUGGACAACUAUUUCUACACCUUUCAAAGAAAAUAAACAAGUGGACAUUUUAAAGUUUUAGUGUAAAAAAAUUGUAUCCAAUGUAUUAAACAUUAAAAUGUACUCUAUUCUUAUAUGCAUUCCAUCCUAUUUUUAUGAGCCCUUUUGAUUUGUAGCUUUCUCUUUAUUAAAAAAGCCCUUAAAGAGUUGUUCAAAAC